AUGUCUGAGGUUCUUGAUGAGGUGUCGGCAGUGACAUUUGUCAGCGGGCUGCUGGGAGGAUGCAAGCUGACAGCCGAGGCGGAGGCAGGAGUCUCUGUGAUGAAGUCUGAGGUUCUUGAUGAGGUGUCGGCAGUGACAUUUGUCAGCGGGCUGCUGGGAGGAUGCAAGCUGACAGCCGAGGCGGAGGUGGACCGCACCACCAACACCUCCUGCCAUUUGGCCAGCAGCUUUGCCAGCGCCAGAGUCAGACCACGGCUCAGAGACCUCAUGGAUGAAUCCGGAAGGCCCGCACGCUUCAGACGAGGCUUCAUCCACAACGGCAUAAAGGUUCUACCGAGGCAGACGUGUGGCCUUUUCACACACACCAUCUUCUACAAGGAAUACCCCGGAGGAUCAUGGGAGCUGGACAAGAGCAUCCGCGGAGGGGAGCUGUUCAUGACACUGCUGCUUAAUCCGGUCAGUAUCUUCAUGACCCACCUGUCUAACUACGGCAAUGACCGACUGGGCCUCUAUACCUUUGAGUCGCUGGUGAAGUUCGUCCAGUGCUGGACCAACCUCCGGCUGCAGACACUGCCCCCAGUGCAGCUGGCUGACAAGUACUUCCAGAUCUUCCCAGAGGAGAGAGACCCCUUGUGGCAGAAUCCCUGUCAUGACAAGAGGCAUAAGGACAUCUGGUCAAAAGAGAAGACAUGCGAUCGGCUGCCCAAGUUUCUCAUCAUUGGCCCACAGAAGACAGGUACAACAGCUUUGCACUCGUUUCUCUCCCUCCAUCCUGCCAUCUCCAGUAGUUUCUCCAGCCCGGUGUCAUUUGAGGAGGUGCAGUUCUUUAGUGGGUCCAACUACCAGCGGGGCAUUGACUGGUACAUGGACUUCUUCCCCGUCCCGUCUAACGUGAGCACAGACUUCCUGUUUGAGAAGAGUGCCAACUACUUCGACACGGAGGCGGCUCCGCCCAGAGCUUCGGCCCUGCUGCCCAGAGCCAAGAUCAUCGCUGUCCUCAUCAACCCUGCUGACCGUGCGUACUCCUGGUACCAGCACCAGAGGGCUCAUCUGGACCCCGUGGCUUUGAACUUUUCCUUCCAUGAGGUGGUGUCCGCCGGCCGCUCCUCCCCUCCUGCCUUGCAGACCCUGCAGAGACGCAGCCUGGGGCCCGGGGCCUAUGCCUCACACCUGGACAGAUGGCUGCACCACUACCAACCCAGCCAGCUGUUGGUAGUGGAUGGGGUUCUGCUUCGUUCCAACCCAGUUCAGGUGAUGGACGGGGUGCAGAAGUUCCUCGGAGUCACACCCCAUUACAACUACACACAGGCCUUGAUGUUUGAUGAGAGUAAGGGCUUUUGGUGCCAGAGGCUGGACGGAGCACGCUCACGAUGCCUGGGGAAGAGCAAAGGCAGGAAGUACCCGGACAUGCCUGCUGAGACGCGGGCCCUACUGUCAGGACAUUAUCGCGAGCAGAACCUGGAGUUGCUCCGCCUGCUGAGCCGCCUGGGUCAGACUCCGCCCCCCUGGCUGAGGGAGGAGCUACAGGGGGCCAGCUGGAACUGAGGGUCUAAGCCUACCCCACUCCACCAAUCAGAUAGGCCCAAAUGUUUACCCUCCCUCCCCCGCUUCUCCUACCAAUCAGAAUCAGGCGGGGGGGUACUCAUUCCCCAAACUUUCCACCACCACCCCCCAAGGCUGCGUCUGGACAGGCCUGGAAGCUGGGCCACCCACCAUGGAAUCCUGAGGAGGACCCCCAGAAACCCGUGGGCCCCUAGGCCCUCAUCCCCUGUAGAUGGAGUUAACAGUCUAUAGUUAGAGACUAUAGGCUGUGACCCCGCAUGUCACGGGUCACUAAUCGUCAACGUGUGGAUGCUCUAACCCAGAGCCACCUACCAGAGGGUCAUUGGUGUCUGUGUUCUGAGUCCCAGUGGGGAGCCCGUCUGGGCCUGAAGUCGUGUAGGCUCUAGUAGUCUUACUGAUUUGAGGGAACCCUACCUGCACCAGAGGCCUCCUUUCAUAUAGGGCUCCAUGCACUGCUGGCUCUCCAGGAGCCAAUGACGUGAAUGCACUCGGAAAAAAACACAGAUCACAUCAACCAAUCAGGGGUCUCGGAAAUGCCAAACGGGAAUGGGACACAAGGAGCAUGAAGAGGAAGAGGAAGGAGCACAGUCUGAUUGUCAUUGGUGGCCUUCUACCCAGAGACACACAGUACAGACAGGCUGGGAAUGCCUUUCUCUGGAGUUGAGGCCUUUUGACUUGAGGCUUUGUAGCCACACCUGUCCUGGAUGUCUGGGACACAGACCUGGGAUAACUUCUGAGGAGUAAAUCUCAUUGCUCCACAACCUGUCCUGCAGAAGCAACAGGUGUCUCGGGGUACGUAUGGGCAAAGGAACAGGACUUGCAUAGUCAAUCGACCUUCUUUAACUGGACAUGAACCUAGAUAUUAUGGAAUUGCUAGAGGGGCUACUGUACUAUCUGCUGGGCUCUAGGGGUAAAGCUGCAGCACGCAAGACAUAGCAAACCAUCUCUGUGGUACUUGUUGAGCCAUUGUGCCUACAGUAGCACACUGCCUAAUGCCGGGAGCUUCUAGAACUUUGUCCACCAUCUCUUGUGUGAGGUGAAAAGGGAAUAGGAGGAAAAAAGGUUCUAGAACAUUGCCAUUAUGAUGUCACAAUGUCUGUUGCCUCAGAUUGGAACAUUGCUGUUUGUUUACACGCUUGCUGGAACAGGAAGGAAGCAGGCAGUCCAGAAGGCCACACCCCUUCCCAGAGGGACUGGAUGGGCUUUUCAUGUGCGUGCAGGGCAUGUGCGCAACGAAGAUCUUUAAAAAAAAAAGGUGGUUGGGGAACACGAGGACAUGAGAACGCCAUUAGUUAGUGACUCAUGUCUGAGUACUGUUAUCUCAGAUGGCUAAUUAUCCUGAGACUGAACUGCACCAAGCAACCAAAUGAGUUUGUGUGUGUGUGAAAGAGAGUGAGUGUGUGUUUGGAUGUGUGUAAGUAAGUGUUAUCUAGUGCAUAUUUCUGUGCACUGUUUAUGUGUGUGUGUGUGUGUGAGACAGAUCAAAAGCGAGCAACUGGGUAUCUGCCCAUCAACACACAGUAAAUGGAUUUCCCACGCUGUACUCUGUUGUCCUGUUUGUUCAAGUCUGUAAUAAAAAAAGGCACAGAAUGGA
Messenger RNA from Alosa sapidissima (American shad), 3157 nucleotides. RefSeq names its product N-deacetylase/N-sulfotransferase (heparan glucosaminyl) 2b (gene ndst2b). The transcript has 15 exons. NCBI's taxonomy places the organism in Eukaryota, Metazoa, Chordata, Actinopteri, Clupeiformes, Clupeidae. The record is from RefSeq and is a predicted model, not a curated record. Gene Ontology annotation, cellular component: Golgi apparatus. Bases 1 to 1545 code for a protein of 514 amino acids. Gene Ontology annotation, molecular function: heparan sulfate N-sulfotransferase activity; deacetylase activity.